CCUACAUAGAAUUCCAAGAAUUCAUCAAUCUCAGAAAAAUCUAACGAACAAGUAUCAUGUUGUGAUGGUGCCCCUAGACCGGGGCCCCCUCGGACGCUGGCGGCCCCGUACUAGUCGCUAGAAAUAUGGGCAGGAUGCCACAAGGAAGAUGUCGGAUGACGAUGAUGGGCGGAUCAACAAGAUGUGCGAUCCAGGGGAUCGUUGGGGCAUGGACACGCAAGACGGCUUUGCUUGGUUUCGUAUCAUACCUCAUCCUCCUCCUCCUGCAUGGAGCGUCCAGUUUGGUGCUCCACAAGGCAGAGGAAAGGAAAUGGAUCAUUCGUACUUGAUAGUUUGCAACUGCUGGUUUGACAUUGACUAUGAAGAUCUUAUAAAAGGAGAACUUCACUCAUCUAGCCCGAUCUUCUGUCGCAUCACAUUCUCUAGUAUCAUAGUACAUUCCCACAAACAUCACGACAGCCGUCGCCCACGACGUCGCCGCACAGCGUGCCUUGAAGGACCUCGCCGAGGUUGUUCGAAGCCAAAAAAUCGAAAAGAAGAUAGAAUCCGGAUUGAAAAAUUGCUUUCAGCUACCAAACGAGGGCGGCGAAGCCAUUUUUUUAGAGGGCACCAAGACGAAGAUGGGCACAGUUGUUAUGGCACACCCACACCGUAAUAACUCAGCUUAAGAAGCAUCCUUUCUUAAGAAGUUAGCAUCUUUGACUCCUAAGAAGACUAACUCAUUAGCCGUUGUCACCAAUACCGUAGUAAUCUUAAGAAUUAAGCAUCUUAAGAAGUUAGCAUCUUUGAGUCCUCAGAAAACAAAGAGGAAGGGCCUUUUUCAAGGGAAAAGCACGCCAAAGAUGCUGCUCUUCAAGUAGAUGAAUAUUUAUAGGUAUAAGGUCUAACGUAAAUAUAGGUAAGGUCUAACGUAGGCGACUUGAGUGGCAUCGCAGUGAUUCGAGAUCAACUAGUAGUGACCAGCGACACCGAUGAUUUGUGGUUUGUGCAGUUGCCGACGACGUUUAGAGGACCCAUGCCUGGAAUGACAAAGACGGCUAUUCCUUUAUGAUCACGGAAUGACGACGCUGAGUUUGUUUAGGAGUUAUUCGAAAACUCAAAAUAGCCGAGUCACUGACUGAAAUAAGGGAGGUAGCUUAACAUCAAGGCUACUCUUCCUUCUCAUCAGUAUCUCGGUUAUUCUCGUCUGCUACUCGCUUAUUUUUGUUUUUCGAGUAAGCAUUCCAUUGAGUCAUUCGCACAAGAUUGCUAAGCAUGUUAACAGCCAGACUUUGUCCUUAUCUUCCUCCUCUUCCUCCUCCUUCUCCUCUACCUCUUCCUCCUCUACCCUUUCAUCCCCCUUUGCCGGCACCGUACGCAAAGACACAACCUUCGUCGAGAAAGCGCGCAAGUCUGCGAGUGGUAUGCCUCUAGCAUUUAGUGGCGUUGCUGCUGAGCAUGGUCAAUUUCACAAUUGGACGAUGGUAGAGGCGCCUCCGACUAGAUCGUCCGCUUUUGUACCUGCUCUUGGUGGUGGUGGAACUGCUGGUGCAGCUUUAGGAGGGGGUGGAGCAGAUACUACUGCAGCACCAGAUACAUCUUCAACUGAACAAGAGGAUACAACUACCGCGCCAGCAUCAUCUAGUACAAGCGGUGAUGGUGGUAACAACUCAACAACAAACGCAAAUGCGUCAUUCUUGUUUCUCGAGCAUGGCGGUGAGAAUGUAGCAAAGGAGAGUCAAAGCAGUAGAGGUGCGCUAUCGUCUUUUUUCUCGUUUUUCUCGUCAUCUGGCUCUGACACCUCCAAAGCCAAGCAGCUAUUCUCGCGAGAACCGUCCACUCCAACAAGUCUGAGUAAAAAGGACGCCAUCGUCCGUCAGCUUCAAGGCAUGCGCCGCGGCGAGGAAGCCAUCACCAAGUUCGAGGACAUCCCACUACCGUUAAAACAUCUCAGUGUAACACCUCAUGGCGUGAGAGCUAUGGACUUUAGGGUGCUGCUAAAAGGGGAAAGUCCUAGUGGGGAGUACGGGACCGUCGAGUUCAGAACAGGAUUGGGCGACUACGGUGGGUCACCAGCUGCCUUGGAAGCAAUGUUGACAGGCGGAACCAAUGCUAGUGACCAAGUACCGAAUACCACAGUUGAACGGGCAGUGGACUUCUUUAACACUGGAACUAGCAUAAUAGGGGGUAUGAAAAGAAAAUCUGUCAUCAUUAUCAAGUUUCUUAUAAGUAGAAAAGUAUGAUAAUGAUAACAUAUUUUGGCUUCAUAGGGGGCGACGGGGGCAGUGGAAGUGCGGCGUUGUUGCUGUUAGGACAGGACACAAAUGCUACGACUACGGCUCCAGGGGCAGGGAUUGCCACCCCUGUAGUUGCUGCAGCACCUGCUGGUGACGCAACCGCUGCUGCAGCUUCUGGUGAUGCAACGCCUGCUCCUUCAGCUGCGCCUUCCUCAGGUGCCGGGGACGGACCUGCUUCCAGUGCUGCUGGCACAAGCGCAACUGCUUCUGCCAAUAUCGCUGCUACUACCUCCGCACCAAGUGGAGCUAUCGUUCCAGCAAGUUCUGCUGCAUCUUCACGAACUUCGUCUUCAGCUGCACCUGUACGACCAGCUGCAGCAGAGCCUAAGAUUCGAAACUACAUUGGUGCUCGCGGUGAAUUCCAGCGUUAUGACUGCUGUGUCUGGUUGGCAGCUAAAAAUGGAAUGAAAACGCUACUCUACGACAUAGACUCCAGAGAAAUCCGCGAAUCCCUGACACUGCACAACGGCAUUGGCUGGGUCGAGGAAAACGGCUUAGAGGCCAUUGCACUAGGGUCACGGCAACGUGUUUACGCUGGCGCUAGAAUAGGUGUCGUUCGUGAAUAUGGUUUUACGGCUAAAGAGCAGGCGAAAGACCCCGAUGAGGCAGAGGCGUCGUUGCUGUAUACGAAGGGGAGAUUGUUGGCAGGAAAAGAAAUCAACAUGCUGGACACAAAAUCAUUAUGGCGCUAGGAUGACGUUCUUGCAUGUGAAGCUCUAGUAGGUAGAAGAAAAGAAGGUCGAGGACAUAGAAAUAGUAAGUCAGUGGAAUAAAAUAGUUAAAAUUGGUACUACCACGUCAGUCUUCUUCCUGAUCUCUUCGCUGCAUCUUUCUCUAAUCAACACAGUAAUCGCCUCGUCAUCUUCUACCGCAUCCUUAAACGCAACAGCAAAAGCAGUCUCUGCCGCGGCCCUCAAGAAACCUAGAGGAGUUUUCGUGCGAGAAUGGUCACCUCCAAAUCAGUUUUGGGGUUCGAGGUGGUCCAAGCAUCGGGACAUCAACUACAACACCAAGAAAACAGGAGAAAUCUUCGAGACGGGGAUACCCGAUGCUCUGGCACUGCGGAAGGGGAGCGUUGAUUAUGACGGGAGAUCGUCGGAUGGUUGUAGUUGUUUUUUUGUGACAAGAAUAGGAGCAGCAAGAUGAACACUGAGGGCUAAAACAGUAUAAGAGCAUUAUAAGAUUAACUUCAACACUCACAUGACAAGAUGCGCCCUCAUCUUCACAUCCACCACUACUUCUUCAUCUCUAAUUGCCGCGCACUCCUGAAGAGUUAGCGGCCAUGUUCGCAGCGCAAGAAGCCUUGAACGCCAGCAACGGCACCAAUGACACAUCAAAUGUGACAGAAGAAGAACCCAAGGAGGUCAUGCCAGGAAUCACGGUGGAACAAGCUGUUAGUGCGACCGCAGAAGCUGUUAGUGCGGCUGCGUCGACUAUCGUCAACGACGGCGUUAUACCAGCUGCUAAAGGCACUGUCGAUUAAGGGAAGUCCUCGUGUUCAUGAUCAGUAUCACAUCUUAGGAUCUUUGCCCGGAGAACCUGGUGUUGUCCAUAAAGGUAGCCGAGGACAGGUGGACAAAUCAAGCUGCCAAGAAAAGGAAGUUGCGUGGGUCUCUGGCUCAAAGCGUCCAUUCCUGACAAGUCCAAACUGUCAAUGAUAGAUCGAAUCCACGAAAGAAGGAUAAUAUAAGGGAAGUCCUCGUGUUCAUGAUCAUUAUCACAUCGUUGCCUAUCCGGCAUGAUGUUGGACUAUCACUAUGUAUCCUGAAGAUCAAGGUGGAUUAAGAACUCGGCAAGAACGGAUAAUGAAACACUAACGGAUAUUAUAAUGAAUCACUAAAAACACUAGUUCUAAGUUGAAGGCAGUGCCAUGGCAGCCAACUACACGGUGAACCAAGUGAUUUUGCCUCUAGCCAACAAGACGAUGGAGACUUUGAACAACGUGGUGGCGCCGGCGAUCAACAACACGCUACAAGGCGUCGUGGACGUGGUGGCGCCGGCGAUCAACAACACGCUACAGACUUUGAGCAACGUGGAAGGCGUCGUGGUUCCCGUGGUUCGAAACACAGUAACGCCAGUCUUGAACACGACGUACCAAGCGGUCAGUAAAGCAGUGCAGCAGGCGUCAGACACGGUAAAUAAUGCAAUAAGCAAGGUGGUUUUGUUGCAGGAGCAGAGAGGUAGGGGAAGACGAAGUACUGGAGAUGACGACGAUGACGGAGACAAAAAUUAAGGCUGUACCUCGAAACGUAUCUUUGGACGCUGCAUCCUUGAUGAAAUGUAUGGACGAGGAGGAUCCACCUAAGGGAAAAGGACUCCCCCACACUUUUCAAGGAUGCACUUGAAAGAUGAAUGACGGACAGCUCUAAAAAGAGGAAGAAGAACGUCCAUCGCCAGCUGUCAAAGCGGCCAUGCAAGUAUUCAACCAAGGGUCGAAGUUAUCCAUGUUCGACAGCGAGGCAACUCAGACUCCCUCAGUCACUGGAAUGUCCUACGUAGAUGGCUAUCUCUUCGUCCACGUUCUCCCGCGAAAAAAAAAUGAUGACUCGCAAUUGCACGUCUACAAAGUCGACGUCGACCAGCGGAAAGAACGGGUCAUGGCCCUCAUUGAAGAUGUUUAUCCUUAUGAUACAGAGGACCACGUUGGUGUACUAUUUUUCAAUCAUUGACAUUAUGAUACAGAGGACCACGACGUUGGUGUACUAUUUUUCAAUCAAUGUUGAGUCAGAACAAGGCGCUGUCCGUCAGAACAAGGCGUCGAAGACGUAGCGGAUACAAGGCAUUUACUGCCGUUCCCGGACACUGAUACUGGAACACUGCUCAACAAGCUGUAGUCUUGUUCACCUUCAUGCUUACUUAUUCAGCAGCAUGGCCAUUGAUCAUACCGCCGUGUACUUGAUGAUUAUAACAACCCGGGGACAUCAUGAAUAAACAUUACAGCCUGCUGAAGAAACAAAAUUUCGUUUUCAUCCAUCUUCUUCUAAGCUCCCGAUUUCCUUCUCGCCAAUUCGACAUACGUUUUGCAUUUUCCGCUACCAGCCUUCAAGGAACAGAUCCAAAAGGUGAAGUUCGCGCCUUUAGCCAAGACCUUGGGGAUGGAGGAGAAGCAAAAAAAGCAACCAGUGCUGAAAACUGAGAUUGGUUAUGGCUGUUUUAUCGUGAUUUUGAUGCUUCUCUCAGGUCGAGUAGAAUUCUUGUCACCUCCUUCUAACAUCUUGCAACCGUCUCCAACUACGGCACCGACAUCACCGCCAGGAAAACAGCAAUGGGCUCAAAGAUUCAGGCUGACCCGACGAAGAUCAAGAAAUACGUCGUUUCGCCCAAAGCACAGCCAUCUUUGAGCGGCACUAUCCUCCUACCUACCAGCACAACGAGUACCACAACGACGAUCACUACCACGAGCACGACGACAACGGAAGAUCCGAGCGCAAGCUGGGUUCUGCCCGCAGGAGCGAAUUCGUCGAACGCAACGGCAACUACAUCGUCUUCGUCGAACAGCACGGCUGCCACGAACACAACGUCGAAUAACACAACGUCGAAUAACACAACGUCGAAUAACACAACGUCGAAUAACACAACGUCGAAUAACACAACGUCGAAUGACACAACGUCGAAUGACACAACGUCGAAUGCAACCAGCAAUGCCAGCACUAGCAUGAUGCUCCUGCAAGACAGCAUAAUCAAAAUCAAUAGGCGGAAAACGCGAACACGGCGAAGUAGGCCGCAUCGUGAAGAUGACCUCCAUGACCGCAAGCGUAUUGCGCUAACCGAACAACACCAGAAAGAGAAGAAGUCUGAAGCUCAACUUCAAGCAGAAAAAGUUAUGCUACAGCGCAUUCAGCAUCGUCGCACGCUCUACAACGCAGUUCUCCAGGACUAUCUGCAAGCGCCACCACCGUUUUACGACGACCCAGCAAAAAUCAAGGUCUCGGAACCCAAUGCUGACGUCCCGAGGACAAAUUCGGAUGGCGAUCCGGUAGCAAUUUACCCUCUACCAGUGCGGGACAUCGCAGGUAUAGCAGCGACGAGACGAGGGCUCCAUGAGUUUACGGUUUUCGCAGUGUCGAAGACGGACAGAGGAAUCUACGCAUUUGACCUAGAUCUGAGGAAGACGGAAGACGUGGAGUGCCCAGCGUAUCCGUGGAACCCGGGAAAGCCGCCAGAUAGCACUGUGUUUGUGUAGGAGAGGACCACCAUCUUCGGGUAGUGGUAUUAAACAACAACAACAUCGUGAUCAAGUUUAGCGAAAGCAUCAGCAAUCAGUUUUAGUUUCUUCAUCAGCAAGUAUUCAUCUAAACCCAAAUUCAAUUAGCGAAGAUGAACCAGACAUCAAUCAAAGUUAGCGACUGAAAAAUAAGCACACUUAGCGACAUCAAACCUAGUGACACACAGAAAAAUGUACUAGAGCAUAUUUUCGAUGUUAGAAGUUCCAUAAGUCUUUUUCCUUAUUGUUCGCAUUCAUGUUUGCACAGAUAUGGACAUCCAUGCUCAUACGCUUCCACAAAUAGAAGGACCAGUUUCAGAUUAUAGUACAACAGUUUUUUUGUCAUAUUUUUUUUGAACAAGUAGGUUUGGAGAAGAUUCUUGUCAAACCAGAGGAU
This is a messenger RNA of Amoebophrya sp. A25, 6877 nucleotides long. Lineage: Eukaryota; Dinophyceae; Syndiniales; Amoebophryaceae. The record is from the annotation of a GenBank genome assembly.